UCGUAAAGCAGUCGUGAGGGUGUGCUGGUAUAAAACACACCCUCACCUCACCUGAGCUCAUCCCAACACACACACACAUACAUGGACGGCGCACAGAUUGAUCACCUGACCGCUAAACUUCUGGCGCAGUGGGACUGGAGGAGCGACCCCCGACAUUUCGGGCAGCAAGGCGGCUCCAUCAGACGCGGAUGCUCAUCACCUGAACCCUCUGCGUCUCCCUGCUCCACCUGUUCGUCCUCCUCUUCAUCCUCCUCCUCUUCGUCUUCCUCAUCCCCAGACGCUCCUGGAGAAAUGUUCUUGGAUUAUUCCUACACAGGAAGAAAAGCGGCGCAGACGAAAGCGUCUAGACCUAAAAUGUCGACCAAGAGGCGCAUGAAGGCGAGCGAGAGAGAGAAGAUGCGCAUGAGGAGUUUAGCUGAAGCUCUGCAUCAGCUCCGGGAUUACCUGCCUCCUGUCUACAGCCGCAGAGGACAACCACUGACCAAGAUCCAGACUCUCAAAUACACCAUCGAGUACAUAAAGGAGCUGUCGGAAAUCCUCAGCCAAGAAUGACCCCUUCACCAACCCUGAGAAGUUCAUGGACAGUGGUCUUUAUCUUCUAAACAGCUUCCCUGUACAGAAAUGUGCCAUAAUCCUGAUGUAAAUACUUGUUUUGGCAC
Ictalurus punctatus (channel catfish) is the source of this 659-nucleotide messenger RNA. RefSeq names its product mesogenin 1 (gene msgn1). Gene Ontology annotation, molecular function: DNA-binding transcription factor activity, RNA polymerase II-specific; protein dimerization activity; RNA polymerase II cis-regulatory region sequence-specific DNA binding. NCBI's taxonomy places the organism in Eukaryota, Metazoa, Chordata, Actinopteri, Siluriformes, Ictaluridae. Bases 82 to 552 code for a protein of 156 amino acids. The record is from RefSeq and is a predicted model, not a curated record. Gene Ontology annotation, cellular component: nucleus. Gene Ontology annotation, biological process: mesoderm formation; regulation of transcription by RNA polymerase II. The transcript has a single exon.